This is a messenger RNA of Gregarina niphandrodes, 1965 nucleotides long. RefSeq names its product putative N-ethylmaleimide sensitive protein. Gene Ontology annotation, biological process: intra-Golgi vesicle-mediated transport; SNARE complex disassembly; Golgi to plasma membrane protein transport. NCBI's taxonomy places the organism in Eukaryota, Apicomplexa, Conoidasida, Eugregarinorida, Gregarinidae. Bases 1 to 1965 code for a protein of 654 amino acids. Gene Ontology annotation, molecular function: ATP hydrolysis activity; ATP binding. The transcript has a single exon. The record is from RefSeq and is a predicted model, not a curated record. Gene Ontology annotation, cellular component: Golgi stack.
AUGACCCAGCAGACGAUGUCUGUGGACGGUGCGGUGUUGACUGAAUGGGUGCGUAAAAUUCUCGAUACUCAUGUUCUAACGGCGCGUCAAUCCGUGUUUUUGGACCCGGGUCAAGGUGUUCUGUUGGUCGGCCAGGUUAUAUCCGUUACGACCUCGUCUGGAACUGGAACGAGUGGUAGUGGAACAAGUGGUCAGGGUAUAGUUACCGGAGAAACGAUAUUUGAAUUCCAGAGCCAAAGUCCCUCGGUGGUUAUAAGAGAAAUGAAUCGAUCAUUGUUUAAACAGGAGUUUAAUUUUGAAGCUCUUGGUAUCGGAGGUUUAGACGUACAAUUUGCGGAUAUUUUCCGUCGGGCAUUUGCAAGUAGAGUGUACAGUCCGGCUUUGGUUCAAGAGCUGGGCAUAACACACGUGCGCGGAUUAUUGUUAUACGGUCCCCCGGGUACAGGUAAAACAUUAAUUGCUCGUCAGAUUGGAAAAGCCUUGAAGGCGAAAGAGCCGAAGAUUGUAAACGGUCCGGAGGUGUUAAAUAAGUUUGUUGGUCAGUCUGAAGAGAACAUUCGAAACUUAUUUGCUGAGGCUGAGAUUGAUGAAAAAAAAUUUGGUAUAAACUCGCCUUUGCAUAUCAUCAUUUUUGAUGAAUUGGAUGCGAUAUGUAAGCAGCGUGGUAGUACAGGAGCUAGUGGUAGUGGUGUGAAUGAUUCUGUAGUGAAUCAAUUACUUUCGAAGAUUGAUGGUGUUAACUCUUUGAAUAAUAUCUUGCUAAUUGGAAUGACCAAUCGUAUGGAUAUGUUGGAUGAGGCAUUAUUAAGACCGGGUAGACUGGAAGUACAAAUAGAAAUCGGUCUGCCAGAUGAGUUUGGUCGAAAUCAGAUUUUGAAAAUCCAUACAAAUGAUAUGAGGAAGAGCAAGAGAAUGGCGGACGAUGUUGACCUUAAAGAUCUGGCGAAGCGAACGCGGAAUUUUAGUGGUGCCGAACUAGCUGGUCUUAUCCGAUCGGCAGUGUCUUACGCUUUCGCUCGUAACGUGGACCCUUCCAAUCUUGGUGGGGGCGGUAAGACUGGUGGUGGUGAAGCUGAUGUUUUGAUCACCAAGGCAGAUUUCGAGAUGGCAUUGAAGGAGGUGAGACCAGCAUUCGGUGCUUCUGAAGAUCUGGACCGAUAUUCAUUGAAUGGAAUUAUACCGUACUCAGCAGAGUUCUUAAAACUGAGACAAGAUUUGAUGGUCCUAACUGAGCAGGUAAAAAAAAGCCCUUCAUCACCUCUUGUUACUGUGUUACUAUGGGGUACUCAAGGCUCUGGUAAAACGAGUCUUGCUACACAUAUAGCUAAGCAGAGCAACUUUCCAUUUGUUAAAAUUAUUUCGCCAAAUCAAUUUGUUGGUUAUAAUGAAGGAUCGAAAUUGAUGGGAAUUGCCAAAGCGUUUGAUGACGCAUAUAAGUCUAACCUGUCCCUACUUAUUAUCGAUGAUAUUGAGAGACUUUUAGAUUUCACGCCGAUCGGUCCUAGAUUCAGUAAUAACUUACUACAGGCCUUGCUAGUGCUUGUCAAAAAAAUUCCUCCAUACCAGGCCACGACUGCUGGAACCACCUCCGGUAGUGGAGCCACCUCCGGUAGUGGUGAAGGGGGUAUCACCGCUGGUGGAAGACGGCUGUUGAUAAUUGGAAUUACAUCUGAACCACAGUUCCUUCAGGACUCAAAGUUGGCGUCAGCAUUUCAACUAGCAUACAAGCAGCCGCUUAUCCGAGAGAAAGCCGCGGUUCUAGAGUGUCUGAACUACCGAAGGAAGUUGGUGGCAGAUAUAGACCAGCUUGAAGCCAACAGAAUCGCAGACUUAGUGGGAACCGCCAAAAUCGGCGUCAAGAAACUUUUCAUGGCUUUAGAGAUGGCCAGCGAAAUGUCCAAGCCACAAACAAUCAAAGCAGACACAGCUGUCCAAUGUCUCCGUGAUUUCGGGGUCAAUAUCUGA